Daktulosphaira vitifoliae (grape phylloxera) is the source of this 687-nucleotide messenger RNA. RefSeq lists its product as uncharacterized. The coding region runs from base 108 to 590 and encodes 160 amino acids. The transcript has 3 exons. NCBI's taxonomy places the organism in Eukaryota, Metazoa, Arthropoda, Insecta, Hemiptera, Phylloxeridae. The record is from RefSeq and is a predicted model, not a curated record.
AUUUAUCUGAAAAAUCUUAAUUAAUUUUAGUUAAGAAUAGUUAAAUAUUGCUAUAACACAUAAUUAAUUUUACACAUUAUAUGAUUCUAUCUUUUUAAUAUUUAAAAAUGAAUAGAGCAAUUUUCUUCAUAACCUUAAUAUCUUUUGCAUAUACAGUCAAUGAAAGCAAAUUUUUCAUAUUUGAAGCCAAAAUUCAAUUCUUUCGAUGUAUGGAUUUUGAUACAACUUUGAGGAAUCAUGAUAUUUAUAAAGUACUUCUAGACGGUACAUUGGAUGAUUUGUCAUGCAUCCUUCUAUUAGUAGAGGACAAAAAAAAAGCCAUGGAUUAUUUUAUCAAAGUAACAGUCGAAAAAGUAUGUUAUAACGAACAUUUUUUAAGUGUAGCAAAAGUCAAAAUUGUUAAAGAUUGCGAAGAAUUUCUACCCAAAUGUGGUCGAUUUUUUUGGGAGCGAAUUUUCGAUCCGGCAAAAUUUAAUUUAAAAACGCUAAAUUUAAAACUUAUUAAUGGUGACAUUUAUUUUGAGGAAGAUAAUCAAUAUUUUUUAUUACUCUCCUGCUCAAGAGUCGAAGCAUUAUAUUCUCAAUUUUAAUAUAAUUUUUUUUUUUCAAAAAAUUUAUAAAUUCAAAUAAACAAUAUACAAAACUAAAUAUUAUUAAACACAUUUUAAAAUAUAUUUGUUAAUCACU